CCAAAAUGGGCCAAAAAGUGUAGCCCAGGAGGGGCGUAAUGAGAGUCCUUUUUAUAAUUCGCUAUCACUCAAAACCCUAGUCUCUAUUGUCCAGCAGCACAGAGGUUAGAAGAGCAGCACAAGUGAUUCAAUGGGGGCUUACACUUAUGUGUCGGAGCUAUGGAGGAAGAAGCAGUCAGAUGUUAUGAGGUUCUUGCAAAGGGUGAGGUGCUGGGAGUACCGCCAGCUCCCAUCUAUCGUCCGUGUCACCAGGCCUACCCGUCCUGACAAGGCACGCCGCUUGGGAUACAAGGCCAAGCAGGGCUAUGUCGUUUACCGUGUUCGUGUGAAACGUGGAGGAAGGAAGAGGCCAGUUUCCAAGGGUAUUGUGUAUGGUAAACCCACCAACCAGGGAGUCACCCAACUGAAGUUCCAGCGCAGCAAGCGAUCUGUUGCUGAGGAGCGUGCCGGAAGGAAAUUGGGUGGUCUUAGGGUCCUCAACUCUUACUGGAUUAAUGAGGAUUCAACCUACAAGUACUUUGAGGUAAUAUUGGUUGACCAAGCCCAUGCUGCUAUUCGCAACGAUCCAAGGAUCAACUGGAUCUGCAACCCAGUGCACAAGCACAGAGAAUUACGUGGUCUCACUUCGGCUGGUAAGAAAUACAGGGGACUCCGUGGAAGAGGACAUCUCCACCACAAAGCUCGUCCUUCAAGAAGGGCAACCUGGAAAAGGAACCAGACUUUGUCUCUCCGCCGUUACCGUUGAUCUGCUUGACCUUCUUGAGAGAUUGUCGCUUUCUUUGUUUUUUGCAUUAUCUGGUUUUAGCCCUUUAUCAUGAGACAUUCAGCUGUUUACAAUUUUGAACAACUAGUUUUGUAUUGGAGUAUCCAUUGCCUGCAAACUCAAACAAUAGACGCAAGUAAAUUUUGUAUUGAAGUAUCCAUCUUGUUGCUGGUAUAGGGUUGAUUGCGAACUCAAACAA
This is a messenger RNA of Lycium ferocissimum, 962 nucleotides long. Its product is annotated as large ribosomal subunit protein eL15. Gene Ontology annotation, biological process: cytoplasmic translation. Gene Ontology annotation, cellular component: cytosolic large ribosomal subunit; ribosome. The record is from RefSeq and is a predicted model, not a curated record. The transcript has 4 exons. Gene Ontology annotation, molecular function: structural constituent of ribosome; RNA binding. Lineage: Eukaryota; Viridiplantae; Streptophyta; Magnoliopsida; Solanales; Solanaceae. Bases 131 to 745 code for a protein of 204 amino acids.